Dermatophagoides pteronyssinus (European house dust mite) is the source of this 2180-nucleotide messenger RNA. RefSeq names its product nicotinate phosphoribosyltransferase (gene Naprt). The record is from RefSeq and is a predicted model, not a curated record. Gene Ontology annotation, biological process: NAD+ biosynthetic process via the salvage pathway. Gene Ontology annotation, molecular function: nicotinate phosphoribosyltransferase activity. NCBI's taxonomy places the organism in Eukaryota, Metazoa, Arthropoda, Arachnida, Sarcoptiformes, Pyroglyphidae. Gene Ontology annotation, cellular component: cytosol.
AAAUAAUCAUCUAAUCGAUUAAUUAUUUGGUGGUCCUUUAAAAAUUUCUGAUUUCUGGCCUUGAUUUCGCGUUUGAUAAAUUAUCGAUUUGAAUGUAUAGUGCACGUGUAUUACUACUACUAACAAACUUGUCGUCUAAUCAUAAUCAUUUGAUUUGAUUUUAAUUGAAUUGAAUUAAAAUCAAAUAUCAAAUGAAAGUAGAAAAAUGAGCGCAACCAAACCUAACCAAAUGUAUUCGGAUCAACGACAAACUGGAAUUCAUUCGCAACAACGUGAACAACACGGCAAUUGUUGUCGACAAAUUCAUAUGCCACUUUUGACAGAUAAAUAUCAAAUAACAAUGGCUUAUGCCUAUUGGAAGAAUGGUAUGUCGGAAAAAUAUGCCGUUUUUGAUAUAUUUUUUCGGAAAAAUCCAUUCGGUGGUGAAUUCACUAUAUUUGCUGGCCUCGAAGAAUGUCUAAAUUUUCUGAAUGGAUUUCGUUAUACAUCUGAUGAUAUUGAUUUUUUUCGGAAGAUUCUUUCUGAUGAUGUUGAAGAAGAAUUUCUUGAAUAUUUAUCCAAAAUUACUGCCAAAGAUGUUGUUGUUUAUUCCGCAGCGGAAGGUACAGUUGUAUUUCCAAAAGAACCAUUAAUGCGUAUCGAAGGUCCAUUGGUUGUUUGUCAGUUAUUGGAAACAACAUUUUUAACAUUGGUUAAUUAUGCCUGUCUUAUCGCAACAAAUGCUGCCCGUUAUAAAAUUGCAAUCGAUAAUCGUAAAAUCCAAUUAUUAGAAUUUGGACUUCGUCGUGCUCAAGGACCAGAUGGUGGUCUAUCUGCAUCCAAAUACAGUUAUAUUGGUGGUUUUGAUGGUACAUCAAAUCUAUUGGCCGGUAGAUUAUAUAACAUUCCUGUUAUGGGUACACAUGCACAUUCAUUUAUUAUGUCACAUCAUUCAACAAUGGAUGAACCGAAAAAUAUUUAUCUAAAAUCCAAAUUAACUGGUGAAAUGAUUAAUUUUUUGGAAACAACUCAAAAUUUUAAAGAUGAAGUAGCCAAAAUUUUACAAGUAUCAGCAACAGAAUCAAGUAAAAGUGAAUUGAUAGCGUUCAUAUCAUAUGCUUUAGCAUUUCCUGGAUCAUUUUUGGCAUUAGUCGAUACAUAUGAUGUUAUCCGGUCGGGAAUUUUAAAUUUUUGUAUCGUUGCAUUAGCAUUAAAUAAACUUGGUUAUCGUGCAUUAGGUAUUCGUAUCGAUAGUGGUGAUCUUGCUUAUCAAUCUGUUGUUGCACAUGAUUGUUUUCGAAAAAUUGCCGAAUAUUAUAAAUUAGAAUGGUUCGCAAGAUUAUCAAUUAUUGUUAGUAAUGAUAUUAAUGAAGAAACAAUUGUUUCAUUAAAUGAACAAAAACAUCGUAUCAAUGCAUUCGGUAUUGGUACGCAUUUGGUUACAUGUCAAAAACAACCUGCACUUGGUUGUGUUUAUAAGCUCGUUGAAAUUGAUCAAAAUCCAUGCAUAAAAAUCAGUCUUGAUUUAGCUAAAGUGACAAUACCAUCUCGGAAAAAUGUUUAUCGUAUUUUUGGUCGUGAAGGUUAUGCAUUAUUAGAUUUAUUAACCGGUUCGCAUGAACAACAGCCAAAGAUAUUGGAUAAAAUACUAUGUCGUCAUCCAUUUGAAGAAUCAAAACGUUGUUUUGCCACACCUAGUCGUAUUGAAUGUUUAUUACAGAUUUGGUGGCAAGAUGGAAAGAUUGCACAAUCAUUACCAACAUUAAUGGAAAUACGUGAACGUGUACAGAAUAGUUUGGCAAUAUUGCGACCAGAUAUAAAACGUUUAUUAAAUCCAACGCCAUAUAAAGUUUCUGUAACAGAUAAUUUAUAUCAUUAUAUGCAUCAAUUAUGGCUGGAAAAUGCACCAGUUGGUGAAUUACAUUGAUCAAAUUAAUAAAUUUAAAUUAAAUGUUUUUUUGUUAUCAUCAUCAUCAUCAGCAAAAUAUCCAAAAUUCAUUAAUAUUAAACAUUCGUUUUGUUUUUGUUUUGUUUUAAAUGUUGUCGUUAUCAUUUGUUGAUUUCAAUUAUCAAUAUUAGAUGUCACUAUUCGUAUAAAAACUCAUUAAAAUCUUGAUUAUCAUCAAUAUAUAUUGAUGUUUGUUUACUUUGGCAAUUUUUGUCUAAAGAAAAAUUAUUUAAAUAAAUUUGUUAAAUUUUAA